AUGUCGAUGCAUGGCCCUUACGCACUCUUAGAUUUUUCGCAGCGACCUCCAUUGGCAGCCGCAACUCCCUCCCGAUUCGCACAAAAAGUGAAAAUGAAGUUUCUGGAUUGGUACCUGAAGAUUUCGGUAGUAUCAGCUUUGGUCGGAGCUUCCAUGGAGUUUUUUAUGAUCAAAACUGGCUUCUAUGACAAAGUGACCGUUCUGGAGUCAGAGAAACGGGCUUGGGAGACUUCACCAGAAUCUCAGGCAAUCAGAGAAGCUCUCAAUCCUUGGAGAAAUCAUGAUACACAAGCAAGAAAAGAUUCCUAGCUCUACGUCGCUGCAAUUUGCUUCCUGUAUGGUUUAUUUCUUUGAUGGUCUAGUGGGAUGUUGGUAUGGAAACUUUGUUUCAGAGAACCAUGAAUUUUGUUGUUUUGAGGAGCAAUGCAUCAGUUCACAAAAUAGAACUCACUGGUCUGUAUGGCUUCAAAUUUUGUUGGUUGAUCACCAGUGCUUCAACUAUCACCAUGAUACGGAAAGUUCUGAAGUAGCCUUAGUAGUAUUAAGGCCUACGAAGUUUGUUAUUUGCUUCAAUUUCAGGCCCACAUUACAGCCAAUAUCAGUUCAUGUGCUUUUAAUAUGUACUUUCAAGUUUUUUACUCCAACUUUUGAAAGUGAUCAAAUCACUCCUUUCCCCCCUUA
This is a messenger RNA of Juglans regia (Persian walnut), 681 nucleotides long. RefSeq lists its product as uncharacterized. NCBI's taxonomy places the organism in Eukaryota, Viridiplantae, Streptophyta, Magnoliopsida, Fagales, Juglandaceae. The transcript has 4 exons. The record is from RefSeq and is a predicted model, not a curated record. Bases 1 to 309 code for a protein of 102 amino acids.